CGAAAAUGGCGCUAACCCGGUGAAAACGCCGCUAACCCAAGUUCGUAUCCGGUAUACGAAUGCGUUCCAAGCGUCCCCCUCGACGUACGGAUAUUGCAGACAUCGACAUCGGCGUUAAAGGUGAAGUCGACGUCGAACGCACCAAAAUUUCCCCCUCGGGGUCAGCACAAUCAAUUGGCAAGUAAGUUUGGGACGUCAGGUAUAAAGGCCGCACGUUUCCCUCCCUCCCUCUUUUGCCAUUCUCGAUCCCAAAAAGAAAACUUACCCCAAAGUGAACUUUAAAAAAAGACGCCUCUCGGAAUCCCCCCCCCAAAAAUCAAGGCAUAUUCCCGUUUUUUCUUUCUCCCAUUGUCCUCUGGGUCCUUUGUGAUCAUCUGUUCCGGUCCCUGCGCGAGAAAAUGGUGACCAAGUUCCUCGACAAACUUCGCGACAAGCGUGUCCUCAUCAUCGGAGGCACCAGCGGCAUCGGUUACGGCCUGGCCGAAGGGUGCGUCGAGUUCGGGGCGACGGUGAUCCUGGCGUCACGUUCCCGGUCCAAGGUCGACGAGGCCGUGGCCAGACUCCGGGGUGCGUACCCGGAGCGCGCCGGCGAGGUGAGCGGCCACACCGUCAACCUGGACGGGGGUCGACCCGAGAUCGAGGAGGAACUCACGGAGCUGUUCGAGUUCGCGACCGACCACCACGCGCGCAAGCUCGACCACGUGGUCGAGACGGCCGGCGACCUCGCGCUCAUGGGCAAGGUCACCAUGGACAACGUCACGCCGGACCUGCUGGGCCAGCUGGCCGGCGUGAGGCUCUUCGGCGUCACGAUGCUCGCCAAGGUGGCGGCCCGGUACCUCGCCCCCGCGCCCGGCAGCAGCUUCACCAUGACCUCGGGCGUGCUGGUCUUCCGCCCCCGCAAGGGCAUGGGCGCCAUGGUCGGGGUGGGCGCGGGCAAGGAGGGCCUCACCCGGGGCCUGGCGGUCGACAUGGCCCCCGCGAGGGUCAACACCGUCAGCCCGGGGGCCAGCGAGACGGACCUGCUGUUCGCGCAGGUGCCGCCCGAGGCCGGGGAGGAGGGCAGGGACCGAGUCAGGGAGAUGUACGGCAAGAUGAGCCUCGUCGGGAAGACGGGCCAGGUGGGGGACAUCGCCGAGGCGUACCUGGCCCUCAUGAGGAGUGGCUUCCAGACCGGCACCAUAGUUCACGUCGAGGGCGGGUUUUUGUUGAUGUAGUGUCCGAGGCUUGCCUUUGAAAAAGGAUCCUUGCCUUGGUUUUUUUGUUUUUAUAAAAACCAAAAAAAAAGUACCAUUCU
Exophiala oligosperma is the source of this 1294-nucleotide messenger RNA. RefSeq lists its product as uncharacterized. The transcript has a single exon. Lineage: Eukaryota; Fungi; Ascomycota; Eurotiomycetes; Chaetothyriales; Herpotrichiellaceae. The coding region runs from base 399 to 1214 and encodes 271 amino acids. Gene Ontology annotation, molecular function: oxidoreductase activity. The record is from RefSeq and is a predicted model, not a curated record.